AGAGACAGCGAUUCUCUCUCAAAUCAGCGCUCUUUCUCCCCCAAAAUUUCCUUUCCCAAAUUCUCCCUUUAAUUUUCAGUAUCACCUUUUCACCCCAAACCAGAGAUCCUUCUAAAGUUUCUAUCCAAUUUCGGAGUUUUGAAUUUUGUUGUGUGUGAAGAAAUUUGCAGUUAGGGUUCUGUAGUGGACAGCCAAUCACAUUGCAGAUGCUGCGGAGGUCUUUGGAAUCGUAGACAAAGGCGAAAAGGGGGCUUUAGGGUUUCGUAUCUCGCCGAUUCGAUUGCGGUGGUGGAGUUCAGUCUCUGGCGACAAUGGCCACUAACUUGCCGAUGAGUCCUCAGUUGGAGCAGAUCCAUGGCGAAAUCCACGACAAUUUUCGAGCUCUCGCAAAUGGCUUCCAGAAGCUUGAUAAGAUCAAAGACUCCAAUAGACAAAGUAAACAGCUGGAGGAUCUUACAGGAAAGAUGAGAGAAUGUAAAAGAUUGAUCAAAGAGUUUGAUCGCGAAAUGAAGGAUGAGGAGGGCCGAAAUACUCCUGACGUGAAUAAGCAACUCAAUGAAGAGAAGCAAUCAAUGAUCAAAGAGCUGAAUUCAUAUGUACAGUUGAGAAAAACGUAUAUGAACAGCCUUGGAAACAAGAAGGUUGAACUCUUUGAUAUGGGAGCAGGAGUUAGUGAACCAACAGCUGAUGACAAUGUUCAAAUGGCAUCAACUAUGUCAAAUCAAGAACUGAUCAAUUCCGGGAUGAAAACAAUGGAUGAGACGGACCAGGUCAUUGAACGGUCUAAAAAGACUGUUCAACAGACAAUCGAAGUGGGAACUCAAACUGCUGUUACCUUGAAGGGCCAAACUGACCAAAUGGGCCGCAUUGUCAAUGAGCUGGACACAAUUCAGUUCUCAAUCAAGAAGGCCACCCAGCUUGUGAAAGAGAUUGGCCGGCAGGUGGCAACAGAUAAAUGUAUCAUGCUUUUCCUUCUGCUUAUUGUUUGUGGUGUAAUAGCAAUUAUUAUUGUGAAGGUUGUAAACCCGAACAACAAGGACAUCAGGGACAUCCCUGGAUUGGCACCGCCAGCUGCAAGGAGGCUUUUGUCUCUGAGUACUCGGGUACAGUUCAAGUAGAUUCCUUCUGUUAUACAAGAAUUCAAUUUUUCCAAUCCGGCUACUACGAUUCGUACUCUAGAGGAUGGAGAGGAAGCUCAGAGGAAUGAGUUUGUGGGCAUUGAUCGGUCUUUUUAUUUAAUUUAUACUUUUAUUCUUGCCUGAGUUGUGCAUAUUGUUUGUGAUUCUCUAUGUAAAUCACAUGCGAGUCAUUUUUUUCUCUUUGUUUUGCAUGCCACCACGGUUCUUUCUGUAAUCUUUCCAAGAUUAUCUUAGUUAAUAGAGAGAAGAUGAUGUACUUUACUCUGUCCAGUUACAUAGCUCUUUCAAUGUGUAUGCACACUAUUGUAAUUCCAAUUUCUACCUGGUGAAUGGGGAUGUGAUGUUGCC
Messenger RNA from Fragaria vesca subsp. vesca, 1487 nucleotides. Its product is annotated as novel plant SNARE 13-like. Gene Ontology annotation, cellular component: endoplasmic reticulum membrane; late endosome membrane; ER to Golgi transport vesicle membrane. Gene Ontology annotation, molecular function: SNAP receptor activity; SNARE binding. NCBI's taxonomy places the organism in Eukaryota, Viridiplantae, Streptophyta, Magnoliopsida, Rosales, Rosaceae. Gene Ontology annotation, biological process: retrograde vesicle-mediated transport, Golgi to endoplasmic reticulum; vesicle fusion. The transcript has 10 exons. The record is from RefSeq and is a predicted model, not a curated record. Bases 312 to 1118 code for a protein of 268 amino acids.